CCGCCGAGCGCCGUGAGCGCGGAGCCGGGCGCGGGGCAGCGCCCGCCGCCGUCCCCUGCAUGGCGGGCGGCCCGCGGCGCUGAGCGGGGCAGGCGCUGCCCGCGGCCGGCGCUGCCCGCGGCGCUCCCCCAGCAUGGCGCGGGGCGGCGGGCGGCUGCAGACCCGCGCCGCCGCCGCUGCCCCUGCCCGGGGGGACCGGGGGCCGCUCGGCCUCCUGUGCCUGGCGCUCCUGUGCGCGCUGGGCGCCGCCGAGGCGGAAUUCUCCAUCCUGGACGAGGCGCAAGUCCUGGCCAGCCAGAUGAGGAAACUCGCCACCGAGGAGCUGAGGGUCGUCACCAUGCAGAGGAUAUUCAACUCCUUCGUGUACACGGAGAAGAUCUCAAACGGAGAAAGCGAAGUUCAGCAGUUGGCAAAGAAAAUCCGUGAGAAGUUCAACCGCUACUUGGACGUUGUGAAUCGGAACAAGCAGGUGGUGGAAGCCUCCUACACUGCCCACCUCACCUCACCCCUGACUGCCAUCCAGGACUGCUGCACCAUCCCCCCGUCCAUGAUGGAAUUUGAUGGGAAUUUCAACACCAACGUUUCCAGAACCAUCAGCUGCGACCGACUCUCGACCACUGUCAACAGCAGAGCCUUCAAUCCUGGACGUGACUUAAAUUCUGUCCUUGCUGACAACCUCAAGUCCAACCCUGGGAUCAAGUGGCAGUAUUUCAGCUCGGAGGAAGGGAUUUUCACCGUGUUCCCAGCCCACAAGUUCCGCUGCAAGGGCAGCUACGAACACCGCAGCAGGCCCGUCUACGUCUCCACCGUCCGCCCUCAGUCCAAGCACAUCGUGGUCAUCGUGGACCACGGGGCCUCUGUCACAGAGACACAGCUCCAAAUUGCCAAGGACGCUGCCCAGGUGAUCCUCAGCUCCAUAGAUGAGCACGACAAGAUCUCGGUGCUGACGGUGGCGGACGCGGUGCGCACGUGCUCCCUGGACCAGUGCUACAAGACCUUCCUGUCCCCUGCCACCAGCGAGACCAAGAGGAAGAUGUCCACCUUUGUCAGCAGCAUCAAGGCGUCCGACAGCUCCACGCAGCACGCCCUGGGCUUCCAGAAGGCAUUCCAGCUCCUGCGGAACACCAACAACGGCACCCGGCUCCAAGGAAAUACUGACAUGGUCAUCAUUUAUCUCUCGGCCGGGAUCACAUCAAAAGAGUCCUCAGAAGAUGAUAAAAAAGCCACUCUGCGUGUCAUCAACGAGGAGAACAGCUUCCUCAAUAACUCAGUGAUGAUCCUCACUUAUGCCCUCAUGAAUGAGGGGGUGACAGGGCUGAAGGAGCUGGCCUUCCUGCGGGACCUGGCUGAGCAGAACUCGGCCAAGUAUGGCGUGCCCGACCGCAGCGCCCUGCCCGUCACCAAGGGCAGCAUGAUGGUCCUCAACCAGCUCAGCAACCUGGAGACCACCGUGGGCAGGUUCUACACCAACCUGCCCAACAGGAUGAUCGACGAGGCCGUGUUCAGCCUGCCCUUCUCGGAUGAGAUGGGGGACGGCCUGAUAAUGACUGUCAGCAAACCCUGCUACUUCGGGAACCUCCUGCUGGGAAUUGUUGGAGUCGAUGUCAACCUUGCCUACAUCUUGGAAGAUGUCACCUACUACCAGGACUCCUUGGGAUCCUACACCUUCCUCAUUGAUAAUAAAGGGUACACUCUGAUGCACCCCUCCCUGACCAGGCCCUACCUGCUGUCUGAGCCUCCCCUGCACACAGACAUCAUCCACUACGAGAACAUCCCCAAGUUCGAGCUGGUGCGCCAGAACAUCCUCAGCAUUCCCUUGGGCAGCCAGAUCAUCACAGUUCCUGUGAACUCCUCGCUGUCCUGGCACGUCAACAAGCUGAGGGAAAUUGGGAAAGAAGCCUACAACGUCAGCUAUGCCUGGAAAAUGGUGCAGGACACAUCCUUCAUCCUGUGUGUGGUGGUGAUCCAGCCAGAAAUUCCCGUGAAGCAGCUGAAGAACCUCAACACUGUCCCCAGCAGCAAACUGCUCUACCACAGGCUGGACCUGCUGGGCCAGCCCAACGCCUGCCUGCACUUCAAGCAGCUGGCCACCCUGGAGAGCCCCACAGUGAUGCUGUCUGCAGGCAGCUUCUCCUCCCCCUACGAGCACCUGAGCCAGCCCGAGACCAAGCGGAUGGUGGAGCACUACACGGCUUACCUGAGCGACAACACGCGGCUCAUCGCCAACCCCGGCCUCAAGUUCUCUGUCAGGAAUGAAGUAAUGGCAACCAGUCACGGCACGGAUGAAUGGAUGACCCAGAUGGAGAUCAGUGGCCUCAACAGUUACAUUGUCAGGCGUUACAUAGCAACCCCCAACGGGGUGCUGCGCAUCUACCCCGGCUCCCUCAUGGACAAAGCGUUUGAUCCCACCAGGAGACAAUGGUACCUGCACGCAGUGGCCAAUCCAGGACUGAUCACCUUUACUGGGCCCUACCUGGACGUGGGAGGGGCUGGAUAUGUGGUGACCAUCAGCCACACUGUCCAUUCCUCCAGUGCUCAGAUGUCCUCAGGACACUCCGUGGCUGUGAUGGGCAUCGACUUCACCCUCAGAUAUUUCUACAAAGUCCUCAUGGACCUGCUGCCAGUUUGUAACCAAGAUGGGGGGAACAAAAUCAGGUGCUUCAUCAUGGAGGACAGGGGGUACCUGGUGGCACAUCCAACCCUCAUCGACCCCAAGGGCCACGCGCCCGUGGAGCAGCAGCACAUCACACACAAGGAGCCUCUGGUAGCAAACGACAUCCUGAACCACCCCAACUUUGUCAAGAAGAACCUCUGCAACAGCUUCAGCGACAGGACCGUGCAGCGCUUCUACAAAUUCAACACCAGCCUGGUGGGUGACCUGACCAACCUGGUGCAUGGCAGUCACUGCUCCAAGUACAGGCUGACGAGGAUCCCGGGCACCAACGCCUUCGUGGGCAUCGUCAACGAGACGUGCGACUCGCUGGCCUUCUGUGCCUGCAGCAUGGUGGACAGGCUGUGCCUCAACUGCCACAGGAUGGAACAGAACGAGUGUGAGUGUCCCUGUGAGUGCCCACUGGAGGUGAACGAGUGCACUGGGAACCUGACCAACGCCGAGAGCAGGAAUCCGAGCUGUGAGGUGCACCAGGAGCCCAUGACUUUCACGGCCAUCGAUCCCAGCCUGCAGGAUGCACUCCCACAGUGCAUCAACACCCAGUGCAACCAGAGGACAGAGAGUGGGGAUUGCUUUGGAGUGCUGGACUGCGAGUGGUGCAUGGUGGACAGCGAUGGGAAGACCCACCUGGACAAGUCCUACUGUGCCCCUCAGAAGGAAUGCUUUGGUGGCAUCGUGGGAGCCAAGAGUCCCUAUGUGGAUGACCUGGGAGCAAUAGGAGAUGAGGUGAUCACCCUGAACAUGAUCAAGAGUGCCCCCGUGGGCCCCGUGGCUGGAGGCAUCAUGGGCUGCAUCAUGGUGCUGGUGCUGGCCGUGUACGCAUACCGGCACCAGAUCCACCGCCGCAGCCACCAGCACAUGUCCCCGCUGGCAGCACAGGAAAUGUCAGUGCGUAUGUCCAACCUGGAAAACGACAGGGACGAGAGGGAUGACGACAGCCAUGAAGACAGAGGAAUCAUCAGCAACACGCGGUUCAUCGCGGCCGUCAUCGAGCGCCACGCGCACAGCCCCGAGCGCCGCCGCCGCUACUGGGGCCGCUCCGGCACCGAGAGCGACCACGGCUACAGCACCAUGAGCCCCCAGGAGGACAGCGAGAACCCCCCCUGCAAUAACGACCCUCUCUCGGCCGGCGUGGACGUGGGCACCCACGACGAGGACCUGGAGCUGGACACGCCCCCGCAGACGGCAGCGCUGCUGAGCCACAAAUUCCACCACUACCGCCUGCACCACCCCACCCUGCACCACAGCCACCACCUGCAGGCCGCUGUCACCGUGCACACCGUGGAUGCCGAGUGCUGAGGACACCACGCCCCUGCAGGCUGUGGCACUGGGGACAACACAGCCACCACGUGGCACUGGGGACAUCACAGCCACCACCUGCAGGCUGUGGCACUGGGGACAUCACAGCUGCCACCUGCAGGCUGUGACACUGAGGACAUCACAGCCACCCCCUGCAGGCUGUGGCACUAAGGAUAUCACAGACACCACCUGCAGGCUGUGGCACUGGGGACAUCACAGCCACCCCCUGCAGGCUGUGGCACUGAGGAGACCAUAGCCACCCCCUGCAGGCUGUGACAAUAAGGACAUCACAGCCACCACCUGCAGGCUGUGACACUAAGGAUAUCACAGUAGCCACCUGCAGGCUGUGGCACUGGGGACAACACAGCUGCCACCUGCAGGCUGUGGCACUAAGGAUAUCACAGCCACCACCUGCAGGCUGUGGCACUGAGGACACCAUAGCCACCACCUGCAGGCUGUGGCACUGAGGACACCAUAGCCACCCCCUGCAGGCUGUGACACUAAGGACAUCACAACCACCACCUGCAGGCUGUGGCACUUGGGACACCAUGGCCAUGCCCUGCAGGCUGCCACAGCCACCCCCUGCAGGCUGUGGCACUGGGGACACCACAACCACCACCUGCAGGUUGCUGGCACCAUGCACUGAGGACACCACAGAUGCCACUCCAGGGCCAUGGGGACUGUGCUGCUCCUCAGGGACAACUUCACAGACUUCCCCACCAAACUGAGGCAUCAGAGCUUUGCAUUUUUACAAAUGGAAGGUUGGCUCUGGCCUGCAAACGUGCUUGAUGAAUGGACCUGCCAAAACAUGGAGCAAAAUGGAGCAGGAGGCACGUUAGACCUCCAGGAACAGGGACGGGAGUUUAUCCAGCAGCUGGAGUUUGUUGUGCUGAGCCAAGAGCAGAGAGAGAGAGCAUAAAGAGCCAGAGAUGAUUUGGUUUCCUUAACUGGAAGAGCAGGAAUCUGCAGCUGGAGAGCCCAGACGUGCCAGACAGAGCAGGAAGGCUGCUGGCUUCUCUGCAGGUGGAGAGCUCCCUGUGCCCACGCUGCUCUGCGGGACCUGGGACAAUGCAUCUCAAGAUUUUUAAGUAAAGGAUUAUUUUUCUACUAUUUAUUGAACUGGAAACUUUGGGGGGAGGGAGGGGAGAAAACCUGUUAGGGAUUCUCAAUGAGUACCACGUGCAUUCUGUGCUGGGGAAGGGGCUCUUCCCUGGGAGCUGACCUUCAGCCAGUGCCCCACUCUGCAAAGGGAAAAUGAAGAAGCCCUCUCUGCCUCGCUGUUUACAUUAGGAUUGCUUUCUUUUCCUCACUUGUUUCCUGUAAAUAUUACAGCCUGAUUUCUAGUCCAGUAUUGUCUUCCUAUCUGCAGAGGAGAAAUCCUGUACUCCGUUACUAAAAUUCAGAGAAUUCUGCCCAGAAACUUCUCCAUCUUCAUCUCUUCGCUCAUCCUUAAAGGAUUCCUGUGUGGAAGUAACAAAGAAUUUCUUUAGCAUUAGUUACCAGAUAAUCCCAAAUGGAAUCUGUGCCAUUCUUCUGUUUCCUUGGACCACAAGUAGGGAUAAACCAGUGUUUUGUAAAACUUGGGUUACUGUGGAAGAAACCUUGAAACCAUAAUGAGAAGCUGCUGCUGUUUGUCUGGAAUUUUAACCUUGCUUGGUAAUUCAAACAAAGAUUAAUCAAUGUCUACAACAAAGGGCAUAUAAUUAUCAAUAUGUUUUCAAUCACAGUGUUGUAUUUUAGAUUCACAUUUUGUGAUUACAAUGAUAUCAAGCCGUUCUUGCACUGUGCAUAUGGUAAACAUCCAUUUAUAUGUAGGUUUUUUUAAAAAAAAUCACUUGUUUUAAUUAAUAUGGUACUUAAUACUGUAUUAUGUAAAAAAUUGGUUCUUAAACAGUACAGUAAAAUAACUCUAUGUGUGAUACCAGGAUAUCCCUUUAUACUAUGUAUAAAAUUAAAAUCUCUAGUGAAAUAAACUGUAUAUAAGUAUA
Molecule: messenger RNA, 5958 nt
Organism: Serinus canaria (Common canary)
Lineage: Eukaryota; Metazoa; Chordata; Aves; Passeriformes; Fringillidae
Gene: CACHD1
Product: cache domain containing 1
Exons: 27
Coding region: 134-3970 (1278 amino acids)
Cellular component (GO): voltage-gated calcium channel complex
Molecular function (GO): voltage-gated calcium channel activity
Source: RefSeq, a predicted model, not a curated record